Diachasma alloeum is the source of this 1221-nucleotide messenger RNA. RefSeq lists its product as uncharacterized. The record is from RefSeq and is a predicted model, not a curated record. The transcript is spliced from 6 exons. Lineage: Eukaryota; Metazoa; Arthropoda; Insecta; Hymenoptera; Braconidae. Bases 111 to 1064 code for a protein of 317 amino acids.
GUUCAUUUUUCAAUAUCCUGUUUCGUUGUACCCCAUCUUCAUUCGAUCGUUUCGUAACGUAUAGGAAGAGAAGGUGGACUUAGUUCAUAGCAGUGGCUAAAAAAAUAAUUAUGAAGUUAGCUAUUACUGUUUUCCUCUUCACCCUGUAUGUCACCUGUGCGGUUGCGAGAUCUCCUCCAAAGCCAGGAUGUGAUGGAGAUAGCUGCCCAGGUCCUCUAAAACUAUAUAAAGAAUUGGGUUGCCAGCCGAUUAAAAGGAAUCCUGAUGAUUGUUGUGCUAUGAAAUACGACUGUGAUCACUUAAAGUCAAGAUCACACGACAAAUGUUACGCUUUUGGCAACGAAUACAAUCCCACUGAAGCAAUAAGUAAGGAAGAUACCGGCUGCCUUCCCACAUGUACCUGUAUCAAAAUAGAAGAUGAAAAAGCAACGUGGGCUUGUGCCUCGGUUUACAUCCCAGUAUCAACCGCUGCUGGAUGCUACCACCCACGAAACGCUACAAUGUGCUUCCCUGGACCUGAAACUUGUCCUCCGAAUCCAGAGGAUAUUCCCAAGUGUGAAGUAGAUGGAAAGACUUUUGAGGAUGGUGACUAUUUCGAGCCAGAAGGAAAACCCAAGAAAGCCUGUUGGUGUGGUCCCGGUUAUAAAGGAGAAAAUACAAUGCCGUUCUGUAGAAACAUGAAGGAUGAGAGGUGUGGAUAUGAAUUGAAAUAUAGAUCGGAAUUAGAGAAGCACUGUGCUCCAGUUUGGAAAAUGGAACAAGAGCCUGCAGUUGAAUGCAAUCCGAUGUGGCGAUGUCAAAAAGCCGGUGAUGAGAUAACUCCAAGAGAGAAAGCCCUCGGAGUUCCGGAAAAUGACACCCCAGAUCCUGUGGGGAUGACAUGUCGAAUUGGAGACCUAAAUAUGCGUCUUGGGGAUGAAUUAAAUGAGAUAUCUGCGGAUGGUCCAGACUGCAUCAAGUGUGUAUGCGAAAUUCCACCAGUGGCGACUUGUGCGAAAAUUCCCAAGAGUGUUUGCCUCAUGACCGCUGAGGACCUCAACGAUUCUGAUGAGAAAAAAUCAUAGAUUAAGCACAAGCAGAUACUUCGACCGAAAAGAAUUCCUUCUACUCUGUUGCUUAAUAUUAUAUCUACUAUUAAAAGUGUGCAAGAUGUUUUCGGUCUUCGUUGAAGGAAAUCAUUCAUUGUUAUAAAAUAUAUAAAACAAUCAAUGUUAUUGAAAA